AUGCGCGGAUACAUCCUCUCUUUGUUGGCUGCGACUUCUGUCUCAAGAGCUGCGACUCUGCCAGCUCACGACAGCAAGUCUGAGAAAAGAACUGUUAGCGAUUGGGCGACCGCAUACACCAAAGCCAAUACAGCACUCGGGAAGCUAUCGAUCGGCGACAAAGUCGGCAUUGUAUCAGGGACUGGAUGGCAAGCUGGGAACUGCGUCGGAAACACAAAGGCCGUCGGUUCAAUUGGAUACCCUUCGUUAUGUCUUCAGGACGGUCCUCUUGGGGUUCGAUAUGUUAAUGGCGUUACUGCAUUCCCCGCCGGAGUUCAAGCUGCUUCUACUUGGGACAUUGACUUGAUUAGAGAAAGAGGCAAUUUCCUAGGCGCCGAAGCCAAGCAAUUGGGUAUCCAUGUGCAACUAGGACCAGUUGCUGGACCUCUAGGAAAGAUUCCCACCGGAGGCCGCAAUUGGGAAGGGUUUUCCCCAGAUCCAUAUCUCACUGGAAUUGCAAUGGCUGAGACGAUUGAGGGCAUGCAAGAGGCGGGCGUGCAGGCGUGUGCGAAGCAUUACAUUAUGAACGAGCAGGAACGAGGACGAGAUACUAUGAGCUCGUCCGUCCCUGACCGCGUUUUGCAUGAGCUUUACCUAUGGCCUUUUGCCGAUGCUGUGAAAGCCAACGUUGCGUCGGUUAUGUGUUCGUACAACAAGAUCAAUGGAACAUACGCGUGCGAGAAUAACGGCAUCAUGAACAAACUCUUGAAGGAUGAAUUAGGCUUCCAAGGAUACGUCAUGUCCGACUGGAAUGCCCAACAUACAACAGCCGGCAGUGCAAAUGCAGGACUUGAUAUGACUAUGCCCGGAAGCGACUUCAACAAGAAGAAUGUUCUUUGGGGAUCAGCUCUACAAUCCGCUGUUCAAGGUGGCCAAGUCGCCCAAUCCCGACUCGACGAUAUGGUAAAGCGUAUUCUUGCUGCUUGGUAUCUUGUCGGACAAGACAAGGGGUAUCCUACGGCAACAUUCAACUCGUGGAAGAUCGGCACGCAGAAUGUUCAGGGGAACCACAAGACGAAUGCUCGCGCUAUCGCUAGAGAUGGCAUCGUCCUGCUGAAGAACACGGGUAAUGCUUUGCCGUUGAGGAAGCCCAAGAGCAUAGCUGUUAUUGGUAGUGAUGCUGUAGUGGCGCCCAAAGGCAUGAACGCAUGCGCUGAUAGAGGAUGUAACGACGGAACGCUGGCAAUGGGUUGGGGAAGUGGAACUGCUGAGUUUCCAUAUCUCAUCGCCCCUCUGGACGCUAUCAAAUCGCAGGCCCAGAAAGACGGGACUACUGUAACGACUUCCACCAACGACAACGCACAGCAAGGUGCUUCGGCCGCUCAAAGCGCCGACUAUGCUCUCGUGUUUAUUAACGCAGACUCUGGCGAAGGCUAUAUCACAGUCGAAAAGAAUGCCGGAGACCGCGUUGAUCUCAAUCCAUGGCACAAUGGAAAUGACCUUGUCAAAGCCGUUGCUGCUGUCAAUAAAAAGACCAUUGUCGUGAUCCACAGCGUCGGUCCUCUGAUCUUGGAACCCUAUAUUGACAACGAUAAUGUCGUAGCUGUUGUCUGGGCUGGCCUUCCGGGGCAGGAGAGUGGUAACGGUCUCGCGGACAUUCUUUACGGGUCGACAUCUCCUAACGGCAAACUUCCUUACACAAUUGCCAAGCAGGCUAGUGACUACGGGACAUCAGUUGCCGGAGGCGAUGAUAACACGUGGGAUCUGUUCGUCGAUUACCGGAGAUUCGAUCAGCAAAAGAUUACGCCGCGAUUCGAGUUCGGCUUUGGCUUGUCAUACACAAACUUCACCUACUCCGACCUCUCUAUUACCGGUACGCCAUCAUCUGGCCCGGCAUCCUCCACCAAAGCCCCGGGCGGCGCUGCAGACCUCUUUGACACAGUAGCAACCGUUACCGCCAAAAUCACAAACUCCGGCAGUGUAGCAGGCGCAGAGGUCCCGCAGCUCUACAUCGGCUUACCGUCGUCGGCACCCCAGGCUCCACCAAAGCAGCUCAGAGGCUUUGAUAAGCUAAAGUUGGAAGCUGGUGCUAGUGGGACUGCGACAUUUAAGCUGAGGAGGAGGGAUCUGAGUUAUUGGGAUGCUGGAAGGCAGCAGUGGGUUGUGCCGAGCGGGGAUUUUGCUAUUAGUGUGGGUGCGAGUAGUAGGGAUAUUAGGUUGACGGGGAAGGUUACGGCGUAG
Lindgomyces ingoldianus is the source of this 2220-nucleotide messenger RNA. RefSeq names its product beta-glucosidase 1 precursor. The transcript has 9 exons. The record is from RefSeq and is a predicted model, not a curated record. Gene Ontology annotation, biological process: glucan catabolic process. Lineage: Eukaryota; Fungi; Ascomycota; Dothideomycetes; Pleosporales; Lindgomycetaceae. Bases 1 to 2220 code for a protein of 739 amino acids. Gene Ontology annotation, molecular function: beta-glucosidase activity.